CUCGCUGCCUCGCGUGUGCCGCGUCCUCAGACAUUUUGCUCGCGAAAUGCCAUCAUGUCUCGCCUCUCUCUCUUCCGGCCGCGGAGCCUGGUUGUCCUUGCGUGGCUCUCAACCGCCGUGCUCGUCCUGAUCGCAGCGAGUUCCGCCUACGGACGCAACGCGCGACCGUCUGAUCCAUUUAUUCCCGCCAGUGUCGCGAAUCACGGCGCCUCUCGCCCUUCCGGGACCUGUCCGCCGGCCUCCUCCUCCACGCCGGCCGCGAACAGACCGGGUCUUGCGCCGGCCUUGUCUCCCGCAGAGCUCCUGUGCCGUCCGGCCGCGAACCAAGCUAUCGUCCCGAAGCUGUUCCACCAGAGCUGGAAAACGACGCAGCUUCCCGCCAAGUUCCAGCGAUGGAGCGAUUCGUGUCGCGAGAAGCAUCCCGAUUGGGAGUGGGUGCUCUGGACGGAUGAGGACAACCUCCGCCUGGUCAAGGAGCAUUUUCCCUGGCUGUUGGAUACCUACUUGAACUUGCCCGGAAGCAUUUACAGAGCCGACCUGGCGAGGAACCUCUACAUGUAUCAAUUUGGCGGGGUCUACGCCGAUCUCGACACCGAGUGUCUCCGUUCCACCGUCGAUGGCCUCGAGGAUUACAGUAUACCUUUCUCCAAUGGAGUCAACGACACCUCCACCGGUACCGAAGACGCGACCAAGAUUGCCCUUUUCGGACGGAUGGGCACCGACCAGACGUACGAACAGUCCAUACCCAACGCUUGGAUGGCGGCAUCACCAGGACAUCCAUUCUUCCUGCGCGCUCUCGAAUUCGCACACGCCGAGCUUGAGAAGAGCAAGAGCUUCCUCCGCAAUUUCUGGCACAAGACCCCUAAUGCCGAGCACAUGACGGGACCGAUCGCGUUGCGCAAGACGAUUAUCGCCUACGGCGCUUCGAGCGAAGAAGACGAAAUCGUCUUGCUGCCCGGGCGUUUGGUGUACCCAUACAAUUGGAAAGAGCAUCACGAGUUUCUUGCCGUGUGUUCUGCGGAGCAAGCAACGUUUGAUGACGCGGUGUGCAAGGAGAAGCUCGAGGUGGUGAAGAAGAAGAGUAUUUCCAUCACGUAUUGGAGUCACACUCACAAGGGACAAGGGUCGGACGCGCACAACAUUGGACUUAUUAGCUCGGAUAAAUAGGGAACCGGAAUAUAUACCAUAGGCGUUUUUGUAGCAUUAAAAUUAGCAUGUUUCUCUCGGGAUUAUUACGCGUGAUUGUUUCGGCAAAGUUCUUUGCCUGUCUGUGUCUAGGGUAGCCUUGUCUGUAUUUCCAGCACAGGAAUUAAUCCGCCUCAUAUUACAAAUUCCAGACCAUGUAAGGAAUUCCGG
Messenger RNA from Ilyonectria robusta, 1356 nucleotides. Its product is annotated as glycosyltransferase family 32 protein. The record is from RefSeq and is a predicted model, not a curated record. Bases 55 to 1167 code for a protein of 370 amino acids. Gene Ontology annotation, molecular function: mannosyltransferase activity. Gene Ontology annotation, biological process: mannosyl-inositol phosphorylceramide biosynthetic process. NCBI's taxonomy places the organism in Eukaryota, Fungi, Ascomycota, Sordariomycetes, Hypocreales, Nectriaceae. The transcript has 2 exons.